AUGAUCGGUCCUCUAACCAAAAGUAGACUGUCGAUGCGAAAGUCGGGGUAUGUAACAUCCUGGCCCGCAAUCCUACGGCUUGGUUCUGUAGCGUCACCUCUUAUCUAUCACCAGGUGCCCAUUGGGCGUGUCUUGGGAGACGCCAAUCCAUCACACCCUCACCCUCACUUCUUCUACUUCCUCCAGAAAUAUCUGUUCCUCGUCUGCGACAAUCACCUCUUCAUGGAUGUUGAAACUGGAGACUUGGCACCGAAAUCCAAACUCAGCCACACGCCGAGUCGCGAUGAUGCCCAUUCACUCGAAGAAAUCGGGCAUAUCAACACGCUCUCCAAGAAGUUUGACCUCUGGUCUAUGCUAGCGUUGGCCUUUUGCGUGCUUGGAACAUGGUCGACUUUCGCACAAGGUCUUGCAAGUGGCUUAUCAGCGGGCGGCCCGGUCAGCAUUCUAUGGGGCUUAUGUCUCGUCUUUGCGUGCAACAUAUGCGUUGCUCUCUCUCUCGGCGAGCUCUGCAGUAGCAUGCCUACAGCUCUUGGUCAGGCGUACUGGGUCAAUCGUCUAUGGGACACUCCCUCCGGACGAUUUGGAAGCUACUUGUGCGCAUGGAUCAACACCUUCGGCUGGUGGACUCUCACGGCCUCUCAAGUCGCGUUUAUGACCAACUUCAUUCUUGCCCUCAAGGUCAUGUUCAAAAAUGAAUGGAGCGGAGCCUCUAAAGGCUGGGUGCAAUUCCUUCUCUACCUUGGGAUAACGCUAUUGUUUACGGUGGUGAACUUGACAGCUUGUCGCAGAGAUCGUAUCUUACCGAUAUUCAACAGCUUCGUUGGCGUUUGGUUCGUCGGACUCUUUUUCAUCUUCUCGCUGGCCUUGUUGAUCUCCGUCGGUACCAAGAGCGGCCUGCAGUUCCAGCCGGCGUCGUUCGUCUUCGGUACCUGGCUAAAUCAAACAGGCUGGAAUGAUGGCGUCACUUGGUUCUUAGGUCUUCUGCAGGGCGCGUACGGUCUCACAGCAUUUGAUGCCGUUAUUCAUAUGGUGGAAGAACUACCAUCUCCCAGGACGAACGGUCCCAAGGUUAUCUGGCUGGCAGUUCUUUGCGGGGCCAUCUCUGGGUUCCUCUUCAUGGUCGUUUGCCUGUUCUGCAUUCAGGACUUGAAGGAUGUGCUCGACGGUCCGACUGGUCUUCCUUUCGUGGAUUUGAUGAAACAGACGGUUGGUCUUCAAGGCGGAUGUGCUUUGCUAUCCCUCUUCGUCUUCAAUGGCUUGAGUCAAGGCGUGAGCAUCGCUACAUCCGGCAGCAGGCUGACGUGGGGCUUUGCAAGAGAUGGCGGCAUCCCAUGGAGCACAUACUUCUCUCACGUGGAUCCGGUGUGGAGGGUUCCGGUACGAGCGCUGUGGCUACAAGGCGGCAUCAUCGGCCUUGUCGGAAUCCUCUAUCUCUUCGCCAACAAUGUUUUGAGCGCCGUCCUCGCCGUCUGUACCAUUGCGUUAACAAUAUCAUACGGCAUGCCCAUCCUCACGCUGCUCCUGGUCGGUCGCGACAAGCUACCUGCAGGCGGAGAAUUCCACCUGGGCAAAUUCGGUCCCGUCAUCAACUGGGUCAGUGUGAUUUAUUGCAGCGUUACAACAGUAUUCUUCUUCUUUCCCAGCGAGCCGGCCCCUGCUGUGGCAGAUAUGAACUACGCGAUAGCGGUCUUCGCAGUCAUGAUUGUGGUAGCCCUCGGCUUCUGGCUAGUCACCGGACGCAAGACGUACUUGAAAACGAACGACGCUGCGAUGAGGCUAGAAAUGGCAAGAAGGCUGGAGAUAGACCCGAUCUCCACCACUGUGUUGACGAAAGAUAUCUGA
This is a messenger RNA of Ramularia collo-cygni, 1842 nucleotides long. RefSeq names its product probable amino acid transporters. The transcript is spliced from 2 exons. Gene Ontology annotation, biological process: transmembrane transport. Gene Ontology annotation, cellular component: membrane. Lineage: Eukaryota; Fungi; Ascomycota; Dothideomycetes; Mycosphaerellales; Mycosphaerellaceae. Gene Ontology annotation, molecular function: transmembrane transporter activity. The record is from RefSeq and is a predicted model, not a curated record. The coding region runs from base 1 to 1842 and encodes 613 amino acids.